AUGCUGCCACCAAUUGAUGAGUCCGUGCUGCAAAGCAAUCCCAAAUUCGCAGCUUUAUAUUCUACGCUCACAAAUAACAUUCUCAAUCCAUCCGGAUCCACGAGAAAGCACCCCGCACAAAAAGAACGCGAUGCCGUCUCUGAAGCACUCAAAAGCGCCCGCAUCCAAGACGCAAAGACCCAGCUCAUCCGCAGCGGUCUGAAAUCCCUCGAUCUCAGCCCCCCAUCAACGUCUACAUCCACAAGUACGCGAGCCAGCGCCAAACAAGCCGCCAAGCAACAACCCCCCCUCCCCAGCGAACUCAUCGAACUGAUCCUCCUCCUCUCCGCGCGCCUCUCCUCGCCCUCCCUCCCCACCUCCUCAACCCACCUCCUCGAAACCACCUCCCAAUGGUGCUCCCUCCCUACGCACCUCCCCACCAUCAGCUCUCUCCUCUCUAGCCACCUACACACGCAAGCCCUCGCACUAUCCCGCAUCCACGCCCCCACGACCAACGCCUCAUUUCUCCACCGCACCAUUCCCAAGCUCGUGCCCGGCACCCACUUCCUGCAGGAAUCCAUCGCAAAAAAGAAGGCCGCGCUCGAACACCGCCGCCAAGCGCUCGUCUCCAACACCACGACGCUGCUCUCCAUCUACCACCUCGCGAGCGCGCUCACGAUCCAGAUCCUCGAGUCGUCGAAACACGGCGGCGCGGCGCGGCACGCGCGCGCCAAAGCGGACUUGCUGAGCGCGCAGGCCGCAGAGACGAAGCUGGAUGCGGGCGAGAAGAAGGCUAGGGCGGAGAAACAAGUGUAUAGUGAGGAGGUGAGGAGGGCGCUGGCGAAUUAUGUGAGGCAUUUGAGGGAUGCGAGGGAGAGGUUGAGGGAGCGGAGGAGUGCAGCGGAGAGGGCGCUGUGGGGGUAUGGGGUCGGGAGGAAGGAGGGCGAGGGGCUGGAGAAGGAGAAGGUUAUGAAGGAGAUUGCGAGGGUGUAUGGGGAGUUGGUUAAGGAGGUGGCGGAGGUGGGGAGGGAUGUUGAACGGUUGAGGAGUCGAUAA
This is a messenger RNA of Amorphotheca resinae ATCC 22711, 1035 nucleotides long. RefSeq lists its product as hypothetical. The transcript is spliced from 2 exons. Lineage: Eukaryota; Fungi; Ascomycota; Leotiomycetes; Helotiales; Amorphothecaceae. The record is from RefSeq and is a predicted model, not a curated record. The coding region runs from base 1 to 1035 and encodes 344 amino acids.